Saprolegnia diclina VS20 is the source of this 648-nucleotide messenger RNA. RefSeq lists its product as hypothetical. The coding region runs from base 1 to 648 and encodes 215 amino acids. The transcript has 5 exons. Gene Ontology annotation, molecular function: catalytic activity. The record is from RefSeq and is a predicted model, not a curated record. Gene Ontology annotation, biological process: DNA repair. Lineage: Eukaryota; Oomycota; Saprolegniomycetes; Saprolegniales; Saprolegniaceae.
AUGAGCAAGCUCUGGGCGUCCACGGACGAGGCCGACUGGGCUGCUAUCCAUGCGACGUACGACAACGUCGCUGCGAGCCUCGAGGAGCCGCUGCGGUCGCUGGAGGCUUGGUAUCGCGCCGAGUUGCCCGAGCUGCUCAUUACCCAAGGCCACAUCACGCAGGCCCAGCUCUCCAAACUCAUGCAGUGGAAGCUCGCCAAAGGCAAAUGGCGACCUCGCUUGCAGGCGUUUGUCGAUGCGCUUGACGACGCCGAGGUCCAAGCAGCGUCCACGAAAGGCUUUGCAGCUGUGAACGACGGCAACGUCAGGGAAGCGGUGGCAGCCAUCUCCGAACUCAAGGGCGUCGGGCCUGCGACGGCCUCGGCCGUGCUCGCUGCAUACUCUCGAUCCGUCGCCUUUAUGGGCGACGAAGCCCUCAACGCGAUGACGAAGGCCAUUGGCGCUCGCCAGUACACGCUGCCCCAUUUCGUGCGGUUCACCGAGGCGUUGCGGGCGAGAGCGACCGUCCUCGGCGGCGCAUGGACACCGCAGGCGCUACAAGAGGCGCUCUGGCUCGAGGCGACUGCAUCCGAAGCGACGCCCAAGCGCAAGCGGUCGCCAGCAGCGGCCACCGGCAGCAAGAAAAAGACCAAGAAGACAGCGGCGUAG